This is a messenger RNA of Prunus dulcis (almond), 1689 nucleotides long. RefSeq lists its product as uncharacterized. Bases 77 to 1213 code for a protein of 378 amino acids. The record is from RefSeq and is a predicted model, not a curated record. NCBI's taxonomy places the organism in Eukaryota, Viridiplantae, Streptophyta, Magnoliopsida, Rosales, Rosaceae. The transcript is spliced from 7 exons. Gene Ontology annotation, cellular component: membrane; cytoplasm.
ACGCGGAGAAACAAAUAGGCAGAUACAAAGUUUUAGACUCAACUCGGUCUCUCCCAACUCAGUCGCAGCAACGGCCAUGGCUUCCAUCCACUCCAUAGCUCCCCAGAGCUUCCUCCCUCUCCCAAACUCCAAACCCAGAAAACCCACUAAUGCUCACCCAAAACCCAUCUUAAGCUCCAAUCUUUGCAACUCCAAACUCUCAAAGAACCAAACUUUCCUGAGAAACAAACGGAAAGACAGGUGGAUUUUGAAGUCUCUGGUUGAUCAAGAAGAGUGUGAUGUGAUCCCAGUUCAGAGAACUGACUGUACGGACCAGCAGGAAGGGAUGGCUGUGUGCAGGGUGGAGUGUGAAGGUGUGGAGGGCGAGUUGGCGAGUCAGGUAGGUGGGUUUGGAGCAAGUGAGGGAAGGCUUUCCUUUGAAGUGGCUGGUGGGUUUGGAUCUUCUGGGGUUGGAAAUGAGAGGGAGAGUGAGGAAUUUGAGAGGCUCGUAGAUAGGACUAUCAAUGCCACUAUUGUGCUCGCAGCUGGUACUUUUGCUAUCACUAAGUUGCUCACUAUUGAUCAGGAUUACUGGCAUGGUUGGACUCUGUAUGAGAUCCUAAGAUAUGCACCUCAACACAACUGGAGUGCUUAUGAGGAAGCUCUCAAGACUAACCCAGUUUUAGCCAAAAUGGUGAUUAGUGGUGUGGUGUAUUCUGUAGGGGAUUGGAUUGCACAGUGCUUUGAAGGAAAACCUCUAUUUGAGUUCGAUCGUACACGAAUGCUCAGGUCAGGUCUUGUUGGAUUUACUCUCCAUGGUUCCCUCUCUCACUACUAUUACCAGUUUUGCGAGGAGCUUAUUCCAUUCCAAGACUGGUGGGUGGUUCCUGCCAAAGUAGCCUUCGACCAAACUGUAUGGGCAGCAAUUUGGAACAGCAUUUACUUUACCGUUUUGGGAUUUUUGCGUUUCGAAUCACCCAUCGAUAUUUUUAGUGAACUGAAAGCGACAUUCUGGCCCAUGCUGACUGCUGGGUGGAAACUUUGGCCAUUUGCGCAUCUUGUUACCUAUGGUGUGAUCCCUGUCGAACAAAGGCUCUUAUGGGUGGACUGUGUAGAGUUGAUCUGGGUGACUAUACUGUCAACCUAUUCAAAUGAAAAAUCAGAAGCAAGGAUUUCUGAGGCACCAGUUGAAGCAAAUUCCAGUUCUUCAAACACAAGUCCUCUUGAGGAUUAAACAAAUCAAGAACAACCAAAAGAUCAAAGAGGAAUUCUUACAUGAAAGAAAUGGGCAAGUUAAGGUGUAAAAGAUCCACUUCGCGACGUACCGUGACAUAAAAGAUGAAAUGCCUGGCGAUGUGGAUAUAUCCCUGGGCUGUCUGAUUAUGGUAUAUAUAUAUACACAUACUGCACCAAUCUCAGAAACAUGCUUGUGCACGUUAAGCGACACCGCCCCAUAUAUAUGCAUGAAGACCCUGGUAUAUAAUUUUUUAGAUCAUUUAACUAAGUAAUUCAACAACCUUAAACAGAAAAAAGAAAAACUAAUUAAUGUAAAGGUAACAAGAUUUGUAUAGUUUGGCAAAAGUUGGAUACAAAUAUUUCUGAUUCGGAUAUGCUGUCACGUUUUAGAGGCGUCUUCUGGCUUAGUGGCAUUUGUUUUCUGUCACUAGAGUAACAACUGGCGCUUAAUAAUACAACAGGGGAUUGUUUAAA